AUGGCCUUUCUGCCCAGCCUCGGAGCAGAGACCUGGGUGCUCCUGGUGGCUGGCGGCACCCUCUUGCUGCUGUAUGGGAUAUGGCCAUAUAAAUUUUUUCAGAAGCUGGGUAUUCCUGGACCCAGUCCUCUACCACUUGUUGAGACAUUUUUGGAAUAUCGAAAGGGAAUGUUAGAAUUUGACUUGGAAUGUUCUAAGAAAUAUGGCAAAAUAUGGGGCAUAUAUGGAGGCAGAUAGCCUAUCAGGGUCAUCCUGGAUCCUGUCCUCAUCAAGACGAUUCUGGUCAAGGACUUCUACACUGUUUUUACCAACCGACAGAACUUCACUUUAAGUGGAAGUUUGAAAUCAGGUCUCCCCAUGGCAGAGGAUGAAAUGUGGAAGUGGAUCAGGGCCAUUAUCUCCCCAACCUUCACCAGUGGGAAGCUCAAGGAGAUGUUUCCCCUCAUCAAACACCAUGGAGACAUUCUGAUGCAAAACAUUGAGAAGAAAGUGGCUCAGGAUGAGGUGGUGACCAUGAGGGAGAUUUUUGGAGGCUACAGUCUUGAUAUUAUCACCAGCACUUCCUUUGGUGUGGACACUGAUUCCAUCAAUAACCCCGACGAUAUUAUUCUAUGCUGUGUUAAGAAGUUGAUCUCCUUCAGUUUUCUGAGCCCUCUGAUCUUCUUCAUAAGGUUGUUCCCUUUCCUUGUGCCGUUGCUAGAAAGGAUGAAUGUGACUCUACUUUCCAGGAAGGAGUUGGACUUCUUUGUGAAUGUAACCCAGUGUCUUAAGGAGCAACUGCAAGGAAGUGGAUGCAGUGAUCGUGUGGAUUUGCUGCAGCUAAUGAUCGAUUCCCAGAUCAUAGGCAGCCCAGAAUCCAGUGAGGCAAACCAGUCCCCUAAAGCUUUGACGGACAUAGAGAUUACUGCUCAAGGCAUCACCUUUAUUUUUGUUGGAUGUGAGACCUCAAGUUUAACCCUCAGCUUCAUAGCUUACAACCUUGCCACUCACCCCGAGGUGCAAGAGAGUCUUCAAGAGGAGAUCGACAGUGCCUUGCACAACAAGGCAGACUUCACCUACGACAACCUCUUCCAGAUGGAGUACCUGGACAUGGUGGUGAAUGAGACCCUUUGGCUAUUCCCUCUAGGGGGACGUCUAGAGAGAGUUUGCGAGAAGACUGUUGAGAUCAAUGGGGUCAAUAUCCCCAAGGGAACGGUGGUGAUCAUUCCCACCUACGUUCUGCACCGCUAUCCUGAGUACUGGCCUGAGCCAGAGGAGUUCUGUCCUGAGAGAUUCAAUAAGGACAACAAGAAGGGGUUGGAACCCUAUGUGUUCCUCCCCUUUGGGCUUGGGUUUGAUGGAGAACGCUUGCAGGAUUCUGACUACAGCAAGUUUCAUGCUCGUGAGAUCAAACGUCAUGCCAAUGCAGUGUCUGGGUCUGGUUCCAAAGGGCAAGUAUAA
This is a messenger RNA of Trichechus manatus latirostris (Florida manatee), 1440 nucleotides long. Its product is annotated as cytochrome P450 3A21-like. Lineage: Eukaryota; Metazoa; Chordata; Mammalia; Sirenia; Trichechidae. The transcript is spliced from 13 exons. Gene Ontology annotation, molecular function: steroid hydroxylase activity; oxidoreductase activity, acting on paired donors, with incorporation or reduction of molecular oxygen, reduced flavin or flavoprotein as one donor, and incorporation of one atom of oxygen; iron ion binding. The record is from RefSeq and is a predicted model, not a curated record.